Messenger RNA from Pygocentrus nattereri (red-bellied piranha), 5996 nucleotides. RefSeq names its product mitochondrial antiviral signaling protein (gene mavs). Lineage: Eukaryota; Metazoa; Chordata; Actinopteri; Characiformes; Serrasalmidae. The transcript is spliced from 5 exons. The coding region runs from base 1410 to 3410 and encodes 666 amino acids. The record is from RefSeq and is a predicted model, not a curated record.
UAGAAUAAAAUAUCAUGUCAGGAUCAGAAUAUGACACUUUUCCAAUUCACCCACCUCUAGUGCAUAUGGUAAUACAAAACUGGUUAUAAUCUGCUCAAGUCAAACUGUAAUUAGCCACAGUUCAGUUCAUUGCAAAAAAGAAAUCUCUGAUAACCUGAAAGCAUGCUGUCAGUCACAAAAUGUCAAGUCUGAGCUUUUCAGUAGUUUUGUGUAUUGUAGUAUAACAAGACAGAGAGGUUAAAGAAAAGAUUUUACAACACUGAAUACACUCUUGUUGGCUUUUGUACUUUUUCCAUGUACAGUAGGCCUUUGCUCAGAGCUACGUCUGGAGUUCAUUAAUUGGUUACUAGCUGGGUAAUGUCCAGGUCCUUACAGCUCAGAUCAUGUCAGGAUACACGGAGAUCCUUAUAAAUACUGUGCUGCCUUUCAAGGUCAUUAUAUAUGACUGUGUUUUAGGUAUGUGUGGGUGUAGUUUGAAACCAUUUGUUUGACCACAGCCAUAGUAUAGCUACAAUAACUCAAUAUGCUAAAUAUGCCUAAAAUAACUAAAUAAGCCCUAAUAUAAUUUACAAAUUAACUUUAUUAACUGCAAUGGGUAGCUGCUACAUUUUGUAGGUAUGUGAAAUGUUUCUGAAUCUGCAGAAAACAUUCAGAAAAGAAAAACAGUUUGUAAGAGGCCAUAAAAAUGGGCUGAAUGUCAAAAGAAGGGUAGUUUCAACAGCAAAAAGCAUUGUACAGAUUGUGGAUUGCAACUAUAUUAUGUGUUAGUGUACUUAUUAAUGAAGUUUGAAGCCAGUGACUUAUUUGGUCUAGUGGAAGCUUCCUGGCCCUUAUGUAAAAGCAGGGGAAUUUCAGAAGAAUCGUCCAUGAUAUGAUGCAACCAGUUGAUUAAGACAGUUAGGCUGUCAUGCAGUUUUCACAUCUUGAGGAAGUUUCUCUCAUAUAGGUUUUCUUUUGGAGGAAAUUACUGUGGCUUGGAACAGUACUGUGCAGUCCUCUGAUGUGGUUUGCAUUGUCUUUUUUGUCUGUGGUUUGUAAUGUUAAUUUUUUAGAAAAUCAAAAGUGAAACUGUAGAAUUUCCCAAAGCAUCAGCAGCUUCAUUUUCACUUUCUAGGGGAAGAUUCCCCUGCCUAGCAUGGAAGAGGCAGCCAUUCUAGUGCAAGGCAGUGAUUGCACUACAUCAUACCACCAAGAUGCUCUGUCAAAUCAUUCCAGUAUUAUUCAUGACCAGAAGUUGCUAAUGUGCUGCAAUCUGAUAAUUGAUGAAAGUUGUCCCUCAUGAAUGUUCAUGUGAAUUAUUUUGUUUUCUUCUCCUCAGUGCUAAUUUUCAUCACUGAGCGUAGAGGAAGAAAGCCACAUCCAGAAAAUAAAAGCCUGUGUUGACUAUUGUGAGAAGUUAAAGUGUGAAGAUGACAUAUGCGAGUGACAAGCUGUAUAAUGAGGUCGUAAAGAGGAUGAUGGCUCGUUUGGCUUCAGUAGUCAAAGUGAGAGAAAUCAUACCACACUUGCCCUGCCUCACACUUACUGAUCGGGAGGAGAUAGAGGCUAAGAGAGAAAAUGCCGGAAACUAUAGUGCUAUUAUAUUGCUGCUGGAUUGCCUGCGCAGACGAGAGAACUGGCCUGAAGAGUUCAUUGCUGCACUGGGGGCUUGUGAGCAUUGGGCUCUGGCUGAUGAGAUUGGCAAUGCUUAUGACAGAAUAAAGGGAAUCAACACUCGGAGGACAGUCCCUGCAGCUGUUGCUUCUGCUUCAGGUCCAGCUUCUGCUAUAGGUCCAGCUCCUGCUGUCAGCACUGCUGCUGCUGCUACCGCCUCUCCUCCUGCUCCUGCUCCUGCUCCUGUCCCUGUCCCUGUCACUGCUUCUGCUGCUACUCCAUCUCCAGCUCAAUCUCCAGCAACAACAGUUACCACAGCAACAAUCCACAAUGCCCCCCACUCCAUCCCUCCCUUGCUGACCCCAUCUCCAGUGGAGGCCCCAGCUCAGGCGGCUGCUAGUGUCCCUGUCAGCUCUUCCCCAGAGUCCCUUGCCAGCGUAGCUGCCCCAGGCCCUGCAGAACCACCUGCAUCAGUUUCAGCUCGAGAAGUUUCAGCGCCCCCUCCUCCUGAACCAGCCCAGCCUCUUGAACCCUCACCCCUAGUGUCAGUUCCCCAAGCAGAGCCUCCUUUUUCAGUCUCUGCUUCCAAGGUGGCCCCCUCUAUUAAGCAAAAUGAAGUCUCUUUUAACCCUGGAGUAAGACCCUCCUUAGACUCCUCUGAUGACAUGACUCUCACUGCUAUUUCUGAAGCAUCCUCAGCUGUUGCUACCUUCCUUUCUACUAACACUGUAACCACUCCCCCAUCCCAGCCCAACACACUCAGCACUUCUUCCCAGCUUCCUGCUGCAUGUGAGAAGAGCAAAAUACCACUGUCAGUCACCGAGAGCCCAGCCUCCGUGAAGCAUCCCAUUCAAGACACCAAUCCUCCAGAGAGGGAGACUGUCUUAGCCCAGAACUCAAACACCAAUGCAACAGUCAGUCAGUUUUUGGAGACGGCACAGACCACAAUGUCACAAAAUUCCCAGGCUCCGACAGCAUCUUCAGAAACAGCACAGGUUUUACCUUCAACAUCUAAUGAUGGAGUUGCUGGUCACCUGUCCCAUACAGCUGCAGUAAACGAGGAGUUUUUCAGCAAGCCUGGCACUCUCAUGGAGCCCUCCUUGGGCAGUUAUGAUGAUCUCCAGAUCAGCCGUCCCCCAACAGUGACUGCAGGCUCUUCACCAGUGCAACCAUUCAGGCCUGCACCUGUGUCCAGACAUCCACAGCCCGAGGAACAAUCAGAGGAGCCCUGCUCAGUCACUUCUGGCGAAUUAAUGUUCAGUUCCACCACAGGGAUCAGCAGCUCUUUAACGCAAGACUCCGAGCACUCUCCCUCUGACUACAUGGAAGUACCAACAGAGCCUGUUCCUGUCUCUCAUCUCACAGCUGCUGCUGACAACCUCGUUCCACACUCCACUCCACAGGAAAACAGCUUUCGAGAAGGAGAUGCUGCUUUCUGUCAUAAUCUGCCAGUGGAGGACCAUUAUGAGUCUUUCUCUCAGAGUUUGCUGGCAGAGCCAGGGACAUUGGUGAAUGUUGUCCAGGUUUCUGAGGAGCCAUCAAUUCUAAAUCUCAAUGGACAGCCUCCAAGCAUGAUUGGUAUUGCAGUUCACCCAAAUGAUAAAGAAGAAAGCCAAAACCACAUUACCCAAGCUGAGAGUACAUGCCAGGACUUGGGAUUCAAUUCUUCAGGGCUGAUUAACCCCCCUCAGUCAGAGCAAAGAGAAGAGUCCCAAGGAGUGCUGUCCCAACUUCAGCAUGACCCACGCCUUAUUGCAGCUACAGCAGCUGUGGCUGGCGUGGCUAUCUUGGCCAUGGCUUGGAAGCUCAAGCACUAACACGGGAGUAGGACCUACCAAAAUCUAAAUGUAUGCCACCACUGCUGCCUUGAUAAAGCAACAAAGUAUCUUAACUUAAGGCUGCCCCUUGGCAUAUUGCAGCCAUGUUUUAUUUAUAUUAUAUUUGAUCAAUAACUGACCAAGUUUUGUGAUAAGUGAUUUCCAGAAAUCAGCCCUGUACCUGUUAAGAUCAAGCAGAGAUCCUUAUUAUUAUUAUUAUUAUUAUUAUUAUUAUUAUUAUUAUUAUGAUUAGACACAUGCAUCAUGCAAUCGGCUUCGUCUUUACUGCUUCAGAAAACCUCUACUUUUUGUGACCCUUGUUGCACUGACCGUACAUUGUACUUUUAAAGUACACUGUUGAUUAACCUGUUAACCUAAAAUGUUAUUCAGGAAGCCUUCUUUUCAGAAAUAAUGAUUUUUUUCUUAUUAUAUGUAAUUCAUGAGGAGGGGAGUGCGCUCAUGUAAAACUCCAUGUAGAAUUAGUAGGUGUGCUUAUGGAGAAAAAAAUGUAGUGUUAGAAGGUGGCUGUAACUUUGCACCAAAGUUGGAAAACAUCUUAUGUCAGUAUGAAUUAUUUAUGUAUUAGUUCCUUUGCACCAGAGCAUGAAUACAGAUUUUAAACGAUAGCUCUUGCAGCUGUUCAGCGCUUAACUGAAUUUGAUUGAGGAUGCAACAGUUUUCUCAAUGACACUUUAUAGUGAUAUAUAUGAUCAUGGUCUUCCCUUCUCUUCCUCCUCUUAAUGCAGUUCAUCUGUGUCCUCUUAUCUAUCACUUCCAAUUAAAAUGACCCUGAUGUUUCCUUUGCGAAAGGAGAUGGUGCUAACAUUAGCACUAACUCUAAUGCUAAGCAUAUGUAGCCAAUGAUUGUUCCUGGUUCCCUCAAGAUCACCGUUAAACAUCACAACUGUUAGCUCAUGUGCCCUACUCCUCUCUCCUUGUAAAGGUGAACAAUGUAUAUAAUAUUAUAUUGGCUUUGUUUUAUUUGUGCUUCACAUCAUGAUUGUUGCCAGGUUUUGAUUUGCCAGAAUGGUGUCAUGGUAUUAGAUCUUUACAGUACACAAGUUACAGUAGAGCCAAGUUAAAAUGGAAAUAACCAUUUGGUGUGCAAAAUUGUGUUUUGUAUUUUAAUGUUUUCACCCUGAACUUGCCUUAUAAGCUCCAAGAAGAACUUUCCAGAAUUUUUAUUCUAAAUGGCAAAGACUCUGUAGAAUAGUGGAACCCAUUUUGGUAGGGACCUUUGUUGGAGACAGUGUCGCAGACAGAACUAAGUGCAUUAGCUGUGUAUGAUGGUAAAGAGCAUCUGUUUAUCUUGGUGUGGUAUAAUAUUUUGAUGAUGUCUAACUAGUGUCUAUAACUCUUCAGGAUAUGAUGUUAAUAAUCAACAUCAUAGAUCUUGAUACAUUUUCAGUGCAUGGUAUGUGUAAAGAAAUGCAUAUGAGCCAAGUGGGAGUCAGAUUAUAUUAUGGUGCAUAGAGGUAAUACUGUGUGUGGUGUUUGUCAACCUUUCCAAAGGAUAGGCUUUAUUAAGUGUUAAGAGUGUUUUUUCAAAAAAGUUGGAACACCAGGCAAAAUAUAAAUAAAAACAGUGCAGCAAUGUACAAAUUAUUUAGACCCUAUAUUUAAUUGAAAAUAGUACAAAGACAACAUAACAAAUGUUCAUUUUAUUGUUCUUUGAAAAAUACAUGCUGAUUUUGAAUGUGAUGCCAACGACACAUUUAAAAAAAAGUUGGGACACAGGCAUGUUUACCAUGCCUUGCAUCACCUCUACUUUUAACAACAUUAUGUAAGCAUUUGGGAACUGAGGAGACAAAUUGCUAUAGUUUUGAAAGUAAAAUGUUUCCUAUUCUUGCUUGAUAAAGAAUUAAACUGCUCAAAGGUUUGGGGUCUCGUCUAAUGUACUUAUCAUUUCAUAAUGUGCCAAAUGUUUUCAGUGGUGACAGGUCUGGACUGCAGGCUGGCCAGUUUAGCACUCAAACUCUUUUACUGUGGAGCCAUGCUGUUGAAAUACAUGCAGCAUGUGGUUUGGCAUUGUCUUGCUGAAAUAAGCAUGGCCUUCCCUGAAAACGACAUCAUCUGUAUGGUAGCGUAUGUUGCUCCAAAACCUGUAUGUAUCAUUCAGCAUUAACAAUGGCUUCACAGAUGUGCAAGUCACCCAUUUCAUGUGCAGUAAUGCUCCCCUUAUCACCACAGAUGCUGACUUUGGAACUGUGCACAGAUAACAAAUUGGCCAUCUUUAGCCAAGAGGAUGGAGUGUCUGAAACUUAAAAUUAUUUUUGGAAAAUUCAAUUGGUCAGACCACAAGACACACCACCUCAGUCCAUCUUAUAUGAGCUAUAGGCCCUAAGAAUGUGGCAGCAUUUCUGAAUUCUAGAGUAGAGUAGAAUUUUAAUUUGAAUUUGUGGAUACAGCAGUGAACUGUGGUCGCAGACAAUGGUUGGUCCGAAGAUCACAGUCAGCAAGUAUUGGGUUUUGAUGUAAAUCAAAAUCAUGAUGUAAAUCUCUGGGAUGCUCUUUUCAUACCCAGUCAUGUUAACUCAGAUAACAUAAAUAGUUGUGAGAUGUGUUUUUUUUUUUUUUUUUUUUUUU